Ceratotherium simum simum (southern white rhinoceros) is the source of this 2367-nucleotide messenger RNA. NCBI's taxonomy places the organism in Eukaryota, Metazoa, Chordata, Mammalia, Perissodactyla, Rhinocerotidae. The record is from RefSeq and is a predicted model, not a curated record.
GGCUUUAUUAGGAGCUACGAGAAACAUGAACCAGAAGAUACUGAAGUUGGAGAACUUGCUACGAUUUCACGCUCUUUGUAGGCAGCUGCACUGCCUGGGUCAAAGAAGAACGUUAGCCCAGUGGAGACAUGUAUUUUCAUCUGCUUACCCAGUGUGGACAGCUCAGCUCUAUGCCCGGCCCUGGCAAACAGAUGUGUUCAUCGGGGCUGCUUUAUCUCAAUAUAGGCUUCUAGUAACAAAGAAGGAAGAAAGAUCACGGAAAUCUCAGUUAUCUUCAACAAAAUCUAGAAAGGAGGUAGAGGUAUGGAUUGGAAUAACUGUUGAGGAGCUGGCCAGAGCAAUGGAAAAAGACAUAGAUUAUGUAUAUGAAGCUUUAAUGAACACUGCUAUUGACAUAGAUUCACUAGAAGCAGACUCACAUUUAGAUGAAAUCUGGAUCAAAGAAGUGAUAAAGAAGGCAGGGUUGAAGUUAAAAUGGAGCAAAUUAAAACAGGACAAAGUCAGAGAAAAUAAAGAUGCUGUAAGAAGGCCCCAGGCAGAUCCAGCUUUAUUAACCCCAAGGUCCCCGGUUGUUACUAUAAUGGGCCAUGUUGAUCAUGGGAAAACGACGUUACUUGACAAACUGCGAAAAACUCAAGUGGCAGCAAUGGAAGCUGGAGGCAUCACUCAGCACAUUGGUGCCUUUCUUGUCUCUCUGCCUUCUGGGGAAAAGAUAACCUUUCUCGAUACUCCAGGACAUGCCGCUUUCUCAGCAAUGAGAGCCAGAGGUGCUCAGGUCACUGACAUUGUCAUAUUGGUUGUAGCUGCAGAUGAUGGAGUGAUGAAGCAAACUGUGGAAUCUAUUCAGCAUGCCAAAGAUGCUCAAGUUCCUAUUAUCCUUGCCAUAAAUAAAUGUGACAAAGCUGAGGUGGAUCCCGAAAAAGUGAAAAAAGAACUGCUAGCUUAUGAUGUGGUGUGUGAGGAUUACGGAGGCGAUGUGCAAGUAGUGCAUGUCUCUGCACUUACGGGUGAUAAUCUGAUGGCUUUGGCAGAGGCAACAAUUGCUCUCGCAGAAAUGUUAGAAUUGAAAGCAGACCCCAAUGGUCCGGUGGAAGGAACAGUAAUAGAAUCUUUCACAGACAAAGGAAGAGGUCCUGUUACUACAGCUAUAAUUCAAAGAGGAACUUUGAGAAAAGGCUCGAUUCUGGUUGCUGGAAAGAGUUGGGCAAAAGUACGCUUAAUGUUUGAUGAAAAUGGAAAAACAAUCAAUGAGGCCUCUCCUAGCAUGCCAGUGGGAAUUAUAGGCUGGAGAGACCUCCCUUCUGCAGGAGAUGAAAUUCUUGAAGUAGAAUCUGAGCCAAGGGCACGUGAAGUUGUUGACUGGAGGAAGUAUGAGCAACAACAGGAGAAAAAUAAAGAGGAUCUGAAAAUGAUAGAAGAAAAACGAAGGGAACACCAAGAAGCACAUCGGAAAGCUCGUGAGAAGUACGGCACUUUGAACUGGAAGGAGAGAUCAUUUAUAAAGUACCAAGAGAAAAGAGAACAACCCUUAAAGCCAAAAGAGAAAAGAGAAGGAGAUUCACAUAUACUUCCUAUUAUUAUUAAAGGUGAUGUCGAUGGUUCCGUUGAGACCAUUUUGAACAUUAUGGAUACCUAUGAUGCUUCACAUGAGUGUGAACUAGAAUUAGUACAUUUUGGUGUGGGUGAUAUUACUGAAACUGAUGUUAACCUUGCUGAAACAUUUCAUGGUGUUAUAUAUGGCUUCAAUGUGAAUGCAGGCAAUGUUAUCCAGCAGUCAGCUGCAAAAAAAGGAGUAAAAAUUAAACUUCACAAAAUCAUUUACCGUCUUAUUGAAGAUUUGCAGGAGGAACUGAGCAGCAGAUUGCCCUGCACUGUCGAAGAGCACCCAAUUGGUGAGGCUUCUAUACUAGCCACCUUCUCUGUAGCAGAAGGGAAGAAAAAAGUUCCUGUGGCUGGCUGCAGAGUCCAAAAGGGACAGUUAGAAAAACAAAAAAAAUUUAAAUUAAUCCGUAACGGACAUGUUAUUUGGAAGGGCUCAUUAACCUCACUGAAACACCAUAAAGAUGACAUUUCAGUCAUCAAAACUGGAAUGGAUUGUGGUCUCAGUUUGGAUGAAGAAAAGAUAGAAUUUAAAGUGGGAGAUGCAAUUAUUUGUUAUGAAGAAAAGGAAGUUCUAGCCAAGACUUCUUGGGAUCCAGGAUUUUAAAAUUAUAUUAAAAAUGUAAAUAAUUAAAUGUCUUGAUUAAAGAGCAACUAGUUUUGCUUUACUGAAGGUAAGAAUUCACCACUACUGGUCAAAAAGUACCCAAGUAGUUCAAGUGUUAAUGCAUAACUCAAAAUGCUACAGAAAUUGGAAACCUUAAGGAU